GCCAAUGCACAUAUACCAUGUUGGCCCAUCCUUCGGCGAUUGCCUCGCUUUCGCUCUCCCCUGAUGGACGUGAGCUAGUCUCUGCGGGUCAUGAUGCCAGCUUGCGGUUCUGGAACCUCGAGAAGCGGAGCUGCACUCAAGAAAUCACGAGUCACCGGCUGAUGCGUGGUGAGGGAGUGUGUGCCGCCGUCUGGAGCCGUGACGGCCGCUGGGUUAUCAGUGGGGGUGGCGACGGUGUAGUCAAGGUGUUCUCGAGAUAGCGAGGCCCUUGUGUUGAUGUAUGAUUUCUUCUCUUGCAGCUGAUUCUUUCUUUGCUUACGGCAUGUUCUUUGAACGCAUGAGAUGGAUGAGCGAUUGGCCGACUCUCGAGCAUUUGCACCGGUGUCAAUCUACCUGGCAUAUGUUCCUUUCUACUCCUGUGGUUAUAGUUCCUUCUACUUUUACCCUUUCUAUUGACAAUCAGCUGUUUCGCUCGGCUAUCCUAUCCGGAUGGCACGAGCUUUUGUUUAUCCAUACCUAUUCUGUUUCCUAUUUCCCUCCGCUCUCAUGAUACACAUACCCCAUGUGGUACCGGCGAGAGGAUAUAAUGUGUGCUUUUAUACUCCCCCAUGAUGUUCAAGUGUUUGCCUGCCAUCGUCUGGAAGAUGUCUUCUCAACACGACCAUUUUGAUACCUGUGACUUUCUUGGUGUGUUCUCAUGAAUAAGACUUUGCAGACCAUGGGCCAACCAUAUUGGAUGUCUUGAAUAUCCUCGGCCCUCAUGAUGUUUUCAGCGCACCCGGGAUCCUAUGCACGAAUGUUGUAUGAUGAUUUUCCUUCCCCGUCUGUUAGAGCCUCGAACCAGCCUGUACAUUGUCUGAUUUCUGCCCC
Messenger RNA from Aspergillus ibericus CBS 121593, 870 nucleotides. RefSeq lists its product as uncharacterized. Lineage: Eukaryota; Fungi; Ascomycota; Eurotiomycetes; Eurotiales; Aspergillaceae. Bases 281 to 550 code for a protein of 89 amino acids. The transcript has a single exon. The record is from RefSeq and is a predicted model, not a curated record.